CGAGUCAGUCGAUAAAAAAUGUCACAAAGUUACGGAGGAGAAGACAGGAUUCUUUCAUCAGAUCCAGGACCGUCGACCAGAAAUCAGAUCUGUGAGGUAUGUGAUGAGAGAGGUCACUCUGAUGAAACAUGUCCGUUGGUAGUUAAAGCCAAAUAUAACUACGAAGCACAUCGAAGUAAAGCAACCAUUAAAUUUGAACAUGAAACAUCUAUUUCUGCGAUAGUCACAACACCAGGGACAGAAAUUGCAAAACAGUGCAAAAAGUGCAAGAAGGCCGGAAUCGGAGCGAACAAAAACGGUCGUAAAUGGAACGAAGUAUGCUCAUGCUCAAAACCAUCACCAGAAAUAAAGCCAAUUAAAGGAUUCAACGAGCUCAAUCUCGAUGAAAAUAUGCAAUUAAACAUUGUCGGCAGGAGUCGGUGUGGCUUCAAAGUUCCCACCCCGAUCCAACGAUACGCCCUACCUAUUAUUAUAAAGGGAUUUGAUGUAAUGGGCUGUGCUCAAACAGGAACAGGAAAGACUGCAGCAUACCUUAUUCCAAUGAUAAAGUUAGUCAAAGAAAGGGGCUUCAGGAAAGUACAAGUGGGAUGGGAUGAACCUCAGAAGCCAGAGGUUCUGAUAAUCGCUCCUACUCGCGAAUUAGCCCAACAGAUUCACGAAGAAGCUCUUAAGCUCACAUUGAAUGUGAGACCUCCUUUUGGGAUCAAAGUCGUAUACGGAGGAGCAAAAACAAAGUUCCAACGUAGUAAAAUCAGGCAAGGCUGCAACAUAUUGAUUGGAACUCCGGGUAGAAUAAAACAUUUCAUCGACGACUACACAAUAAGCUUGGAGAAUACAGAGUUCCUGGUUCUAGACGAAGCUGAUAAAAUGAUCGACGAUGGUUUCCGGUCAGACAUAGACGAAAUUGUCAGACUUACUGAUAUGCCAGAAAAAGAAGAUCGCCAGACUCUCAUGUUCAGUGCAACUUUCAGAUCAGAUCUCCAAGAACUAGCAGCCGCCUCCAUGAGAGAAGAUUUUAGAUUGAUCGAAGCGGGCGUAAUUGGAUCGGCACAGCCAAAUAUUACACAGAAUUUUGAAUUUGUGGAAACAGCUGCUCAAAAACCAAGUAUGCUUAACCAAAUUCUGCUGGAUAUUCAAUGCUGGAACGAGUUAACUUUUCUUGAAUGCAGCUGCUGGAAAAAGGAGCGAAAUGAAUUCAAUACAGCUGCAGGUAGUGAUCAGCCAAACAUAGGACUCUUCCUUUUGCAUGUCUUAGGUAAAUGUUCCCAAGAAAAGAUUCUCAUCUUCGUUGAGACCAAAUCAAAAGCCCAGCAACUUGCAGACUCUAUUUCUGAACAUCUUUACAGAAACUUUAGAGCUCGUUUCAUGACAAAGAAAAAGUUUAAACAUUUUUACAACGAUGGUGAUGAUCAAGAUCUUAUCGAAAAUUUUGGAGCUAUAAGUUUUCAUGCUGAUAAAGAUCAGUAUAACCGUGAAACAGCUUUGUCUUUAUUCAACAGAGGAGUUUAUCCUAUUCUAGUGGCAACAAAUGUAGCAGCAAGAGGACUCGAUAUAGAAGGAGUAACCUAUGUGAUCAACUACGACCUUCCAAUGAACCUUAGCGACCUUGGAAAGUACCAGAAGAUCGACACAAAAGCUCUGAAAGAUAGAGAAAUAAAAGAGAGACCAGUCCGAAAUCAGUUUGAGGAAUACAUACACAGAAUUGGGCGAACUGGCCGAGCAGGCAAAAAAGGAGAAUCAAUUUCAUUCUUCCAGUUAGAUAAAGAUCGUCAUUUAGCCGAACCCUUCAGACACAUGUUAGCGGAAGCCGAACAGAGUGUUCCUGAGUGGCUUGGAGAAAUAGCCGACAGUGAAUGGUCUAUUCGGAAUGCUAGAAGAAAGAAAAACGCAAGUGAAAGACCAGCACCAUCAGCAGUUGCGGGAUUGUCACGAGGUCCUGUCGCAAAAGAAUGGGAUGAUUCAAACGGGCCCUGCAGUGAUGAACUCUGGAAAAAAGAACCUUAAACUUGUGAUUGUGCCAAUGUGCCUGAUAGUUCGAUAAACUGUCUUCAUAUUAACACAAAUCAUCUGAUAUGAUAAGAACUAAUAAACUGUUUCGAUGCCUUUAAUUCAAGAGCAGUUGAUAGAGUAGCCGUUAAUUAUUACUUAAUUUGAUUUACUGUUCAUACAAUUAAUAAAACUGUUAGUUAAUUGUGUUUAAAGAAAUUAGAAUAAAUAUUAACCAUCUUCUUUUCAAACAUUUAUUGGUUUAUUUAUCCGCAUGCACUGAUAUUUUU
Messenger RNA from Bolinopsis microptera, 2276 nucleotides. RefSeq names its product ATP-dependent RNA helicase glh-1-like. The transcript has a single exon. Gene Ontology annotation, cellular component: nucleus; P granule. The coding region runs from base 19 to 2004 and encodes 661 amino acids. Gene Ontology annotation, biological process: gamete generation; cell differentiation. Gene Ontology annotation, molecular function: ATP binding; RNA helicase activity; zinc ion binding. The record is from RefSeq and is a predicted model, not a curated record. Lineage: Eukaryota; Metazoa; Ctenophora; Tentaculata; Lobata; Bolinopsidae.